Pleuronectes platessa (European plaice) is the source of this 3795-nucleotide messenger RNA. Its product is annotated as collagen alpha-1(IX) chain. Bases 283 to 3084 code for a protein of 933 amino acids. The transcript has 39 exons. NCBI's taxonomy places the organism in Eukaryota, Metazoa, Chordata, Actinopteri, Pleuronectiformes, Pleuronectidae. Gene Ontology annotation, cellular component: collagen type IX trimer. The record is from RefSeq and is a predicted model, not a curated record.
CUGACGUCAGAGCCUGCCCCCUAAAAGCUGAAGUGAACCGUGCAAACAAAGCAAUAAUGCGAUAAUAAACAGGCGGCUGUCACGUGACCCGGGCGACCGCGAGUGUACCACCACCAUCGCCAUGCAGUCACCAGAGGUUCAGGGAGCAACGCUAUUAAUGACAUGAUUGGGACCUGACUUUUUCCAGAGUUUGUGAACAACGCAGCGGGAGAUCCUCCACUCAGACGCGUUCCCAACACAGAACUCUCCAGAGUGUUGAGAAAGCGACCAUGGCAUCCAUCGAUGGCGGCGUGCCCCACUCUCUGCGUGGCUCUGCUCUCCCUGCUCCUCGCGCCUCCAGCACUUGGACAACUCGACCUCAAUCGGCUGGAUGGUGAUACCGUCUGCCCACCAAUGAGAGGCGGACAAGAUGACCUUCCAGGAUUUGAUCUGAUCACUCAGUUCCAGCUGGAUGUGAUCACCCUGAAAGGCGUGCGGAAGGUUGACGGCUCCACUCCCCUCCAGGUGGCCUACCGCCUCGACCGGGAGGCCAAUUUCCAAAUUCCAACCAUGCUGAACUUCCCUCGUGGCUUCCCAGACGAGUACUCCUUCAUGGUGACCUUCCGCAUGAUCAAGAAUACAGUGAACAAGGUGUGGAACGUCUGGCAGAUAGUGGAUGAAGACGGCAACAAACAAGCCGGAAUGAGGCUGAAUGGCGACCAGCAGGCUCUGGAGUACUUCCUGAUGGGCGCCGACGGCUACCUGCAGACCGUCACCUUCCCCGGCCUUUCUGUGCUCUUCAACACCAAGUGGCACAAGGUGAUGAUCGGCGUGGAGCGCGACCAGGUCACUCUGUACGUGGACUGCCAGCCCGUGGAUCAGAAACCCAUCAAGGGCAAAGGUCCUGUCAACACAGAGGGAGACACUCUUAUUGGCAGGCUGGAUGCUGAUCCCGACGCCUCCGUUGUGUUUGAGCUCCAGUGGAUGUUGAUUCACUGCGACCCAAAGAGAGCCCAGAGAGAGAGCUGCAGUGAGCUGCCUGCCACCGAGAUGUAUGCCAAUGCUGAGCCUGACAAAUCACUCCAAGGCCCCCCAGGAGCCCCUGGCCCAGAGGGCCCCCAAGGGGACCCCGGAGAAGACGGCAGAGAUGGAAGAGAUGGUCUUCCAGGAUCUACUGGCAGUCCCGGCACUCCUGGCAGCAAAGGGGUGCAGGGGGAGGUCGGUCUUCCUGGGCAGAGAGGCCUGCCUGGUCUUCCAGGAGUCAAUGGUCUUUCUGGUCCAAUGGGUCCCAGAGGGUCUGUGGGAGAGAGAGGUCUACCAGGUUUUCCUGGACCUGCCGGUCCUGCUGGCCCAACAACCAAAGGACCUGCUGGACCUGCAGGAAAACCCGGAAUCCCAGGAGAUGAAGGAAAUAUCGGGCCUGAGGGUCCACCUGGACCCAGAGGGGGACAAGGGACCCCGGGGCCUCCUGGCACUCCUGGUCCACCAGGACCUGUGGGACCGCCUGGUGCCAGCAAUGAGGGGAGUUGGGAACCUUGUCCUGCUGCCUGUCCUGCUGGACCUCGGGGGAUGCCUGGACUACCAGGGCUGAAGGGUCACCAAGGUUUGGAUGGUCAACCUGGACAAAACGGAACAGCCGGAGAGAAGGGAGAAGGUGGAGCAAGUGGUCCUCAGGGGACACCAGGUCGCAUGGGAGAUGAUGGUCAACGAGGGCCCAUUGGAUUUCCUGGAAAUACUGGAGAGAAGGGAGACAGAGGUGGUCCUGGUUUCAAUGGCGUCCCAGGACCUACAGGCCCGCCUGGUGCUCCUGGUGUGGAGGGAAUCCGUGGACGUCAGGGUUUGCCAGGGGACAAGGGUGAUGAUGGAGCUGUGGGAGGGCAGGGAGAGCAGGGACCUUCAGGAGGGAAAGGAGAAGCUGGAGAGCCUGGCAAAGAUGGCUUAAAUGGACUCCAUGGAUCUGAUGGCGCUAAGGGAGAGUCUGGAACCCCUGGAUCUGUUGGUCUCAGGGGGAUUGUUGGUAUUCCAGGACUGCCAGGGAAGCAGGGAGUAGUCGGACCCGCUGGUGAAAAGGGUGAUACUGGUGAUGAGGGACCCGUCGGACCAGUUGGAGUUCCUGGAAAGAUUGGUGAGCCUGGCAAUGAUGGAGAAGAUGGAAAAACAGGAGAUAAAGGAGCUACUGGUGGAACAGGAAAACAAGGGCCUGUGGGGCCUACAGGUCCUCCAGGAAUCCAGGGAGACAAAGGAGAUAAAGGUGAGACUGGUGCCAAGGGAAUAAAGGGUCAUACUGGAUUCAAAGGAGAUCAGGGACCAAUGGGACCUAUGGGACCAAAUGGAAGUCAGGGUGACACAGGUAUGGCAGGAGAUUCCGGGGUGAAGGGAGACCAGGGCCCUCCUGGUAAUCCUGGAAUCAGAGGAGAGCGUGGAGAGCAAGGCCCGAGAGGAGCAUCAGGAAUCGAUGGCAGACCAGGUCAGACGGGCCACGAGGGUCUGGCUGGUCCAAUGGGAGCCAGAGGGCUGGAUGGAGAACCAGGCCAUGGUGGAACACCGGGUCCCAGAGGUCUACCUGGCCCAAAAGUGACUGACGAGAAGCUUCGGGAAAUGUGCUCAGCCGUUGUAGAAGAGCAAUUGGCAGAGUUUAAGAAAGAGCUUCUGCAGAAGCCAGCAGCCCUUGGUGCCCCUGGUACUCCUGGACCAACAGGACCUGCUGGCCCCCCAGGACCGGCUGGAGCAGCAGGAGCAGCGGGAGCCCCAGGGCCCUUGGGUCCCAAAGGUCAUCCAGGGUACUUUGGACUUCCCGGUAUACCAGGCAAGAAAGGUGAUGCUGGAGAAAUGGGAGACAAGGGAGACAAGGGAGAGGAUGGAGUAGGAGUCAAAGGCAGCUCAGGUGCACCCGGUGCACCAGGUGCACCAGGUGCCCCCGGCAUUGGCAUAGAUGGCAAAAUGGGCGGACCUGGUGAGAGUGGGAGUCAAGGUGUCCCAGGAACACCUGGUCCAAGGGGACCCUCAGGACAGCCCGGACUUUGUGACCCAUCAACCUGUAUUAGCCGAAUGCCACCUCUCUAUAUGGUCGGUGGAAAGAAAUCUGCCAGCUACAAAAACCCGUGAGACGUCGCAACUCAAUGACGCAUUCCAGAUCUCAUCCUGUCGUGACCAAGUUUAAGGGCUUCUCAGAAGUCAGGCCAUGGUGAUCUGUGGGAGUCCUCACAUGUCCCCGCAUGAACCAUGGAUCUAAGAGACACAAUGGAAAACAGAGACAAUACACAAAUGUAGAAUACUGUAUAGAUGUUUUAACUUGUUUGUGAUUUUAGGGAAAGCUUAUCUGCUGGUGCGUAUUCACAGAUAGCUGCUACUGAUGACAAAGCAACAUCAUCCAACUAACGACGGGCCUGCAGGCCCGACAAAUUCCCCGAUUACAGCUGCAGACAUCUGGACUUCAUUAAGAGCAUUCAUCAAAACAAUAUGAGCAGGUUGUCAGAUAAAAAAAAAAAUGGAUCUCUGUUUUCCACUUAUGCAUUUUCAUUUUUUAAAUAGGCUCAGAGAGGAAAUUGCUUUAACCCCAGCUGUCAGCAAUAAUGUGCCAUUUUGACCCACUUAUUCUCAUUGCAAUCAUGAGCCAGGAAGUAACAGAAUAAGGUGAGUGUAAUGUUUGAAGAUUAUUUCACAAGAGCAAAUGUGCACUUGACCAGUGAGCUGACAUAUGCAACAAUAAAAUUCUCAAUCAAGGAUGAUGAAUUCAUUUCGGCUGAUUUUAUCAUAUCAUCAUUGUAAUAAAGUGAUAUGUUUUGGAUAUUACUGAAUUAAAAUCUUUGACUGUAA